Molecule: messenger RNA, 1872 nt
Organism: Phytophthora sojae
Lineage: Eukaryota; Oomycota; Peronosporomycetes; Peronosporales; Peronosporaceae
Exons: 1
Coding region: 1-1872 (623 amino acids)
Source: RefSeq, a predicted model, not a curated record
AUGGGCAACUCCGAGUCCCGGGAAGCGUCGUCCUCCGGCUCGAGCUCCUCGCGCCCCGUGCGGCGCUCGCUACCCCCGCAGUCCAGUGUGGACUCAUCGGAUAUGGGCGGGCCAGGUAUCCGCGGCGAGCGGCGCUCGGCGUCGAUGCCCAGCGAUCGGGACGUCGCAGCAGCAGCGAACCGACGCCACGUGCCGCGUCCGCGGCGUUCUCGACGGCCUCCGAGCAGCUCCAGCUCCAGUAGCGACGACAGGAUGCAGCAAGAGAGAGGAGGCAUUGAGAGGGGGCAGCAGGCCACGGAGGAGGCGUCGUCGCAGCUCAGCUACUGGUACUUGAUCAAGCACGGCUACACGGAGCUGGUGCACCUCAUCAUCCGGCCGCCACGCACAGACUACGACCAGGAGGACCUCGGCCCGGACGAGUUCUCCUUCGCCGGAAGGGCUUUUGUGAGGGAGGACUUUGUGGUGGUGAACGACCGCAGACAGAAGCUUGUGUGCUCGCAUUGGCGGCCGGCGCCGUCGUCUGCUGCUCCCUCAGCACAAGAAUUGAUGCCGUGUGUGGUGUAUUUGCACGGCAAUUCGUCGUGCAGAUUGGAGGCGCUGGGCGUGCUGCGGACGUGUCUGGCUGCUGGACUUACGGUUGCGGCGUUUGAUACGGCGGGGUGUGGCAAGUCGGACGGAGAGUAUAUUUCGCUGGGAUACUACGAGCGGGACGACUUGAGGGAUGUGGUGACGCAUCUCCGUGCAAAGAGGAAUGUCGGAGCUGUAGCGCUGUGGGGGCGCAGUAUGGGGGCGGCUACAGCGCUGCUGCAUGCAGAUAGGGACCCGUCCAUUGCAGGUAUUGUCGUGGAUAGCGCCUUCGCAAGUCUUGAGCAGCUCGUAGAGGAAGUGGUGGAACGCGGACGUCAGGAAGGAUUGACGCUGCCAGGAUUUUUGGUGAAGAUCGUGCUCAAGUUUAUCCGCUCUUCGGUGAAGAAGCGAGCUCAUUUUGAUUUGCGGCGACUCGCUCCGAUAGAUCACGCCCCCGUGUCCUUUGUCCCAGCGCUGUUCGUCGCUGCAGAGCACGAUUCAUUCGUGGCGCCACACCAUAGUGACCAGAUCUUCGCGGCAUACGGCGGCGACAAGAACCUUGUCAAGGUAGAUGGAGACCAUAACAGUUCCCGACCCCAAUUUUUGCUGGACUCGGCGGCGAUUUUCCUACAGACCGCGUUGCAGGUGGAUGCAGCCACAACCGCGCAGCCGAGUGGGUUUGCUGACGGACUUACAGCUGGCGGGGGGCGUGCUCCUUGGGAGGGCGCAAUGGGCCGGACGUCGUCGCUCUCAAUGUGUUCAUCGCCCGCCUCUUCCUAUCGAAUGACUCAAGAUCUUGAUGCACGAUACUCUGGCAAAACCUCAAUGCUUGUACCGAUGGAGCCGUGGUCUUGCCCCUCGUGCACCUUCGUCAAUCGACCAUUGUCGAUGCAGGUAAGAGCAGCCUGCAUUUCUGCCACCAGUUGGGUCCAGUACAACGCUAACAUUUGCUUCGUUUUGUCCAUUCAGUGUGAAAUGUGCCGUAACAUUUACCUCCCAGAUGAUGACGAGGACGAUGACGAUGAUGAGGCUGAAGAUGCUGGCGAUGAAGAGGACGACGCUUUAGCUAAUGAAGCUGCACGAAGACGUGCGUUAACGACUGGUGGUGUGCGUCCCUCUCCUGCUCCGACACAAUCACGAAGUGGCGUUUCUCGAAGACGGACAAUGGAAGCAGUACCCUCGCCCUGUCCAUCGUUUGUGUCUUCAACGUCAGCUCAGCGGCCAGCAAGAUCCGAACGAUCAGUAGGUGUUGCUACAGUCACGACGGCACCAACGUCCGUAUCUUCACGAACGUCGUCCCCAUAG